Scutellospora calospora is the source of this 1472-nucleotide messenger RNA. The record is from the annotation of a GenBank genome assembly. NCBI's taxonomy places the organism in Eukaryota, Fungi, Glomeromycota, Glomeromycetes, Diversisporales, Gigasporaceae.
GAAUUAGAACAACUCGAAAGUGCAGAUAGUAGUAGAAUGAAACGCGCACGUGGAGAUGAAGAUAGCCGCGAAUCAUCCGAUUUAGAGAUGACUGAUCGUACGCGAUCCAUAGAAGAAGCGCGUUUAAGAAGAACCCCAGAAUCGUCAGAAAGGCGAAGAGAUCAUGGAAGAAAAAGUCCAUCUCCUCGUCCUCGAGGACCUUAUGAUCCAUAUGGUCAUUAUGAUCAUGCCGCCAUAUAUGGGCAUGGAUAUCCAUUGCAUAGACCCCAUCCAUGGCAUGACCGUCCAGAAUACAUGGGUGAUCCGCGUUACCCCCCUUAUUAUGAUCCAUAUGAUAGAAGAUAUGGUUAUCAUCCUUAUUAUUACCCACCUCCAUUGCCAGAUGGUUCAGAUCAUCAUCGUUAUCCAUAUCCUCCACCUUCAUAUGGCAGGCCUCCAAUGUAUCCAGGUCAACCGGGAUAUUAUGAUCCACCGAGAAUGCCACACCCUUCAGGCGAAACUUCAGGAGCUGUAAGGCCUUAUGGGUACGAUCCAUCAAAUCCAUAUUCUCCACGUCCAUGGCCUCACUAUAGUGAUCGUACACCGGCAAGUCAUAUCACUGAACCAUUGCCUUCUCCUUGUCGUGGAAGUGGGCCUCCAGUACCUCUGCAUGGUCCUCCAAUGUAUCCAUAUCCUGAUUAUUAUCCUUUAUAUCCACCUCCACCCAUGAGUCAUCUUCCUCCCCCUCCGAAACAGGAUUAUGGAUCAAAUAAUUCAACUUCAAGUCAACAUAGUCAGAACCCUUCAAAAAUUCCUAUUCAAGAUCUCUUAUCUUCUGAGCAACAUCACUCACAAGCUAAUACCGAGCGUGGUGUUGCUGGCGUUCCACCAUCUCGUAUGUAUGGAGCUCCCCCAUCUGCCUUUGCCCAUUAUUAUCCUCAUCCAAGUCGUCCACAUGAAUAUCCACCACGACAUGAUCUUUAUGGCCACCCCCGAUACCAACAUGAAAUUGGGUACCCGUCCCAUGAAGGUUAUGGACAAAGCGUUGCCGUUAGCUCAAGUUCUACUAGUGCUAAAGCUAUGCACCCUCCUCCAGCAUCACAAUCACAGGACUCUACACGCUCAUCAUCAAUUACUUCAACUCAAGCAACAACGCCAUCAUCUUCCUCUUAUAACACCGGACCCAUAGUUCCAGCAGUAUCCUUACCUUCAUUGGCACCUAUAAAUGUUUCCAAUCAAUACACAAAUAGCUCUUCUAGUGGUCAAACUCAUCCAUCAUAUCCUACUUCUUCUACGCAUUCUUCUACAUCACAACAAAAAUCUCCGAAGCGGAAUACGUUUCUAAUGCUUAACAAAAAAGUUACAAACACAGCAAUAGCCCGUCACUCUACUCCCCCUCCGCCUUCCUCACCUCCACAUCAAAAUACAGAUGCUCCAAAGGUUAAUCGAGUAAAUGAGGAGGUUUUUUCAAUUACUGACAAAAAUUAUGAAUA